AUGUCAGUGAGUUGCAGUCGAGGGUGGUUCCACAGAGACAUCACUGGUCUGGAGGCUGAGGAGAUCCUCAAAACUCGGGGCAUCCACGGCACCUUCUUGGCUCGACCCAGCAAGAAAAGCGCUGGAGAUUUCUCCUUGUCUGUCCGCGUGGCUGAAUCUGUGACCCACAUCCGCAUCCAGAACACAGGAGACUUCUAUGACCUGUACGGCGGGGAGAAGUUCGCCACCUUGUCGGAGCUGGUGGAGUACUACACAGCGGAGAACGGCAUCCUUCAGGACAAAGACGGGACGACCAUCGAGCUCAAAUACCCCCUCAACUGCUCCGACCCCACCACAGAGAGGUGGUACCAUGGUCACCUGCCCGGCCCAAAAGCAGAGAAGCUUCUCAACGAAAGAAACGAGUCGGGAACCUUCUUGGUCAGAGAGUCGCUGUCCAAACCCGGGGACUUUGUCCUCUCCGUUCUGACGGAUGAAAUUAGCAAAACAGGAGGGAAAAGAGUGUCCCACAUCAAGAUUAUGUGCCAGAACGACAGGUAUACGGUGGGAGGCUCGGACAUGUUCGACACGCUAGCAGACCUGGUGGAGUAUUACAAGCGCGAAGGCAUCCAGGAAAUCUCUGGGAACUGGGUUUAUCUCAAACAGCCAUACUACUCCACCAGAGUGAACGCAGCCGACAUCGACAGCAGAGUGAAGCAGCUGGACCUGACAGACAAGCAGCCGGAGGGCGACGGCGAGAAGAGCAAGGCCGGCUUCUGGGAGGAGUUUGACAAUCUUCAGAAGCUGGAGGCGAAGGUGAAAAAGAGCAGAGAGGAAGGUCAAAGACCAGAAAACAAGAGCAAAAACAGAUACAAGAACAUCCUGCCCUUCAACGACACCAGGGUCAUCCUGAAAAACGCCGAUCCGAACGUCGUCGGCUCCGAUUACAUUAACGCCAACUACGUGAAAAACAAACUGUGGGAGUCCGGAGGACAGAAAGUUUACAUCGCCACUCAGGGAUGCCUCGUGACGACGGUCAACGAUUUCUGGCAGAUGGUGUGGCAGGAGAAUACGGCUGUGAUCGUCAUGACAACAAGGGAGGUGGAGAAAGGACGGAAUAAAUGUGUGCCGUAUUGGUCAGAAGUUCACGGCUCCAAGGAGGUGGGAGCGUACGUGGUGAGCUGCGUGUCGGAGCGGGAAGCUGCUGAUUACAAAGUCCGGGUUUUGGAGAUCGCUCCUGUGAACAAGCCCAAUCUUUCCCGUACAGUAUGGCACUACCAGUACCUGAGCUGGCCCGACCACGGGGUCCCUCAGGAGCCAGGUGGAGUCAUCAGCUUCGUCACUCAAGUCAACACAAAGCAGGCUGAAUUUCCUGACGCCGGUCCAAUGAUCAUCCACUGCAGUGCUGGAAUUGGUCGGACGGGUACGAUCGUGGUUAUUGACAUGAUUCUUGAGGCUAUUGACACGCUAGGUCUGGACUGUGAUAUUGACAUCCCAAAGUACAUCCAGAUGGUUCGAGAGCAGCGCUCAGGCAUGGUGCAGACUGAGGCUCAGUAUAAAUUCAUCUACCUGGCUGUAUCCGAGUAUAUACAGACCACCAAAGCCAAAGAGAGUGCCUCCAAGGAAACGGACACGGAGUAUGGAAAUCUGCAGCUCAAGCACCAACCAGCCAGCAGGAAGGUGUCGAAAAACAAGGAAGACGUUUACGAGAAUGUGUCAAAAGGAAAGAAAGACGUGAAAAAAACAAAGACUGAGAAGAAACCUGGCUCAGUGAGGAAAAGAUAGAAGACUCCGAGAUGUUUUUUAUGUCGUAUUUAUGAAGGGAGUUAUUUUUUUAAAGGGGUCGUU
Molecule: messenger RNA, 1824 nt
Organism: Nematolebias whitei (Rio pearlfish)
Lineage: Eukaryota; Metazoa; Chordata; Actinopteri; Cyprinodontiformes; Rivulidae
Gene: ptpn6
Product: protein tyrosine phosphatase non-receptor type 6
Exons: 15
Coding region: 1-1761 (586 amino acids)
Biological process (GO): protein dephosphorylation
Molecular function (GO): protein tyrosine phosphatase activity
Source: RefSeq, a predicted model, not a curated record